Molecule: messenger RNA, 582 nt
Organism: Microplitis mediator
Lineage: Eukaryota; Metazoa; Arthropoda; Insecta; Hymenoptera; Braconidae
Product: protein hunchback-like
Exons: 1
Coding region: 1-582 (193 amino acids)
Biological process (GO): regulation of transcription by RNA polymerase II
Molecular function (GO): RNA polymerase II transcription regulatory region sequence-specific DNA binding; DNA-binding transcription factor activity, RNA polymerase II-specific
Source: RefSeq, a predicted model, not a curated record
AUGUCGGCUGGAAGCCGAAUUCUAUUUAACAGUCAUCUACACGAAAACGAUGUCAACUGUUCUCUGCCGAAUGCUAAAAAUGAUGGCGGUCCAUUCAAUGGACCAAAACCGGGCGGUCCAGAACCGGGCCAGUCAACUCGACGGGUAAACAAAAGAAAAUCAGUCAAAUGCAAGAAGUGUCAAGUGCCAUUUGACACAGAAGUUGAGUUGCGGACUCAUCAGGAAGAGACUCACUUUAAUUCGGAGAAAAACAUUCGAUGCCCGAACGAGAACUGUGCGUUUGUAACCGACCUAAAACACCAUUGGGAGUACCACAUGAAAAGGCACGGAGGAACAAAACCUUUCGGGUGUGAACUGUGCUCAUAUCGUUGCAUUAACAAGGCAAUGCUAAAGAGCCACAUGAAAAAACACUCGAAGAUAUUUCAAUACCACUGUAGUGACUGCCAAGUGAAAUCCAACUUUCACCAUGACUUCAAAAAGCAUCUUGAGGCGACCGGACAUCGACAAGGGCCAACCUUCGAUGAGAAUGAAAACCCUUCUCACAAAUUAAUUGAUGUUGGCUGGAAGCCGCAUUCUAUUUAA